Messenger RNA from Haliotis rufescens (red abalone), 7146 nucleotides. RefSeq names its product integrator complex subunit 1-like. Gene Ontology annotation, cellular component: integrator complex. NCBI's taxonomy places the organism in Eukaryota, Metazoa, Mollusca, Gastropoda, Lepetellida, Haliotidae. The transcript has 45 exons. Bases 112 to 6480 code for a protein of 2122 amino acids. The record is from RefSeq and is a predicted model, not a curated record. Gene Ontology annotation, biological process: U2 snRNA 3'-end processing.
CAAAGCGGAAAAUGGCAUGGUUCUGAAUGAGACCGGCAAUGUUUUUGUUUUGUUUUGCAUUGGAAAUGGAGUUUUGUUGAUUUAUCUUUCAAUAAUACAGAUCGCUUGAGGAUGGAAAGAUCCAAAGCUGCCCCCGGGAAGAAAGGUCCAAAACCCAAAGGACACCCUCCGACAGGGGACUUCAUUGCACUAGGUGUGUCGAAAGGAAAGGGAGCAGAGCCAGACACCAAGAGAUCCACCAGCCCGCAGCCAGUCGGGAGAAAAGCGACCUCCUCAGCCGAUAGGAAACGAGAAGCUCCAGUUGCCACCCCAACCACUGGGGGACUAGCGCCAAAGAAACCAAAGCUUGGACAAACGUUUAUGCCACUAGGUCGUCAUGGAGAUGUUGAACGGAAAGGAUCCCCAGCUACAGUUGUUCCCCUUCAGUUUGAAGAGACAGCUAUUGAUGUGGACCCCUGUGAGGUGUUGGAUCAGCUGCUGGUGGCAGAGGAAUCUGGGAGUGACGAGAGAAUCGAGGGCUUGCUGUGUGGAGCUGUCAAAUCUCUCCGAUCCAACAGAGCAAAGCCUGACCCAGCUGUUUUUCUUUCUCUGAUGUAUCUUGCGAAAACACGGCCCACCAUCUUCUGUAGUGAAGUUGUAAUUGAAGCUUUCUGCAGCUUGUUGAAGCGAGACAUGUCUCUGAACUUCAAGGCAAAGGGGAACCCCCUAGUGUCAGUCGCUGCCUGUAAUGUGCUCUAUGCUGCCUUCAUUGAAGAGGAGAAUUGGCCAGAUGACUUUGUCAAAGUAUACGUGGAGGACUCGCUGGGGGAGCGUGUCUGGGUUGACCGAGAUGACUGCAAGGGCUUCGUUGACAACAUUCUGACUGCCUUCCGUACCAAGAUGCCGCCCAAGAGUAUGCUGGUAGCAGCUGACCCUCCUAAGGGGGAAUCCCCAGGAUCAGCAAGUCCAGUGUUGCACCUGUUCGAGGAGGACGAAGGCUCCAAGGGCUCCGAUGGUGGGGACAGUGAGAAGAGCUCGGUGUCAGGAACAGACAGUGACAGUGCCAAUGUCUUCCAAAGGUUUCCAUAUCAACAAGACAGCAUCGAGUCCUACAUUAUGGAAUUGAUCCGAGAGCAGCUGAUCCGCCGUCAGCCGAUGGAUGCUUCUGCUCGUAACCUGAUCCGUCUGAUGACUGUGACAUGUGGCUACGGUGAGGUCCGGGCUCUGACAGCCCAGAGGCUGGAGAUGUGGCUACAGAACCCCAAGCUGGCACGCACAGCCCAGGAUCUGCUGAUGUCGGUCUGCAUGAACUGUAACCAGGCCGACCACAGUGACCUGGAUGUCAUCGCGCAGCUCAUCAAGAUGAGGAUGAAGACAAAACCACUCAUCAAUCACUACGCCAACUGUAUGAGAGAGCUGAUGAUACAACACUCCGGCAACCUGCGUAUCGUCCUGACACACACCAUCUACAACGAGUUGUCCCAGACCCGCAAUCCAAACAACAUGUCCCUCGUGGCUGUCACCUUCCAGAUCUCUCCUGAACCUGCAGCCAAGAUGCUGGCAGAAAUAUUCCAAGAUUUGUUGGCUAACAAGGAUGAUUACUUGCGAGCCCUACGAGCGCUGCUGCGGGAGAUCGUUCGCACACUCCGCCAUGACAUGAACUUCACAGCCUUCUGCCUGGGGCUCAUGCAGGAGAGGUCAGAGGCCAAGUUCACUGACCUUGAGGCAGCGUUCAAGGAGAGGUUUGUCAUGUCGAUCGCUGACCUCAUCACUCUCAGUGUGCUGAUGGGCAUCACUCCGGCAGUCAGGGAGGCUGUGGCAUCUCUCGCCAGAGGGGAACACAAAGACCUAGAGACCUUGCAGCAGUUCAAGCAGCAGGUUGCCAUGAUACAGCGCGACGCCAUCUGGUGGCUGCACACAGUCGUUCCAAAGGCCAUGGACGUCAAGGCGGCAGAGUAUGUCCACUGCCUGCACAAGGUGCUGUUCAUGGAGGAGGCCCAGCACUACUACAACAAGGACAACUGGCCCCCCGAGGGAGACCGCACGAUGAUGUUGCGACUGGCUGCAGAGGUGCCUGUGAUGGAGGACUCACUGAUGCGAGUGUUACUGAUUGGCUUGUCCCGCGAGCUGCCUCUCAGUGCUGCUGAUGCUGUGGAGUUGGCGGACCAGCUCAUCAGGCGGGCAGCUCCCCUCUACCUCGGAGCGGGUAUGCAGGUUCUGCAGGUGGAGAGACUGGAGCUGAUUGAUGCACUACUCAACCUGUGUGCCUACAGACACCCAGAGAAUAUUGGCCUGCCAAAAGGCUACCAGCCCCCUACUCUGGCCAUAUCGGCUCUGUACUGGAAAGCAUGGACCAUGCUGGCUGUCAUCAGUGCCUUCAACCCCGGCACAUUUGGUCUCUCAGCCUGGGAAAACUACCCAACUCUGAAAUGUCUGAUGGAGAUGGCCAUGACAAACAACUUCAAGUUCCCCCCACCAACAACGGCAACUGAUGAUAAGGUGAUCGAGGAGAUCAAGAACCGGGAGCGGCAGAUCGCCCAGCAGGAGGUGCAGCAGAUCCUGGAGUUUGAGAGCCAUCUGGCCGCCGCCACCAGCAAAGUGACCAUCACCGAGGCCAACAGCCUCCUCCUUGACCAACUCACCACCAUGGACCCCAAUGGUAUUGCACGAUGUCCCCCAGCCAAAGUGCUGGACCAGCUGUCCAACUUGUGCAACACUCUCAAGGUCGGUCAGAUGCUGUGUCGGAGCCGGAGUCCUGACUUCCUACUGGACAUCAUACAGAGACAGGGGACGUCGCAGUCCAUGCCGUGGCUGGCGGAGCUGGUGGAGUCGAGUGAGGGCUCCCUGGACGUGCUGCCCAUCCAAUGUCUGUGUGAGUUCCUGCUGCAUGAGCCCCCCGAGUCCUCCGACACAGGGGACUCCGACGUCAUCAAGGCGGAGAAGUACCGGAGGAAAGAGAAACUGAAGAAGCAGCGUCAACUUCUGAGUCGGCUGCAGGAGAUGGUGCAUGGGACGUCCUCCGACUCAUCCACGAUGUUCCAGGUCCUUGACUACUUCCUGAAGCGACUCUCGUCCACCCAGUCAGUGUCUCGAUCUCAGGCCAUCAAGGGUUUGUCAAUGGUGGUGUCCAAGUCGGCCUCCAGUCAAGAAGACAAGGACGAAACCAAGAUGGAUGUUGAUGGUGACAACAGAGCUAAUGAUUGGCUGUUGAAGGAUCUGCCAUCCCUCCCUCUGUUCCAGGAGGUGAAAGGUCAAACUAGUCUGGCGCUUCGACAGGCCUGCCAGAUCGAGACAGAUCCCAGUCUUGUCAGCUCCUACAUCAUCUUCCUGUCCCAGCAUUCCUUGGACCAGAAUCUCUACGACCUCGACAACCUGGCCUCGGAUGUUGCCCAGCUGAUAGUGGAGCGGACGUCGGUGAUCAACCACAUCCUGCCGUGUGAGGGCAACCCCUGGACACCGUCGCAGGACGUCACCCUCAACGCCCUCAUCAGCCUCUAUGUCAACUACCUCAAGAAGGCCAGGGAGCCACACAAGGAGGCGUAUACAUGGUCCAACACCCAGGACCAGAUCCUCCUGCAGUGGGAGUCAGGCGAGUCCGCCACGAUGUUCAUCCUGGUAGUACACUCCAUGAUCACACUGCUCACAUACGGACCACCCACAGGUGAGAGUCAGUACCACGUGCUGCUGGAAACCUGGUUCCCCAAGGAGGGGCAUCUCCCAUCAGCCUUCCUACUGGACACAUCCGAGGAGGCCUUGCUGCUCCCUGAUUGGCUGAAACUGAGGAUGAUUCGCUCUAGCGUCGACCAACUCGUGAACUCAGCUCUGCAAGAACUGGAACCAGCCCAGCUUUUGCUGUUUGUCCAGUCCUUCGGGAUCCCAGUGGCCAGCAUGAGCAAGCUGUUGACCUGUCUGGACAACGCAGUGGGUUUGGACCCCACGGGGCUGGAGCAGGCCGUGCUGGACAAGGUGUACAUGGCCCAGCUGAUCGAGAUCCAGCACAAGAGAGGGGCCAAGGGAGGGGAAAAGUUCAACCUCAUGUUGACCCAACAUCUGCCUCGACCCAAACCAGCCCCCAGUACAGAGGGAAUGGACACAGGAUUGACCGGCUACCCCUGCUGGCAGGUCCGCAAAAUGGAGGAGGUGACUCUCCCGUGGGGGAAACCCAACCUGGUGCCAUGCUUGUUGGAGAUCUUUGACCCAAGCGGAACGUCCAACCCAAGAUCCAACAAGCUGUAUCAGACUCUCAUCAAGUCCAUAUCAAGUGAGCAGAGCAAGGCUGCCGAGGUGAUCACCACAAUGCAGAAGAUCCUGGAGUCUACAAAAGGUGCUGAGUUUGCUGCUCGUCUUUAUGAGACAUCAUCAAGAUCAGGACCACUUCUCAAGCUGCUCAUAUCCAAACAGACAUCCCUGACUGUUGCUGUGAGGAGGAUGGUGGAACGCCUGGCAGUGUUCACACCAGGACGAAGAAGUCCACUCCUGUCGGUCAUCAAGCAAUUCUUAGAAGCUGGUAAAGCGUCUGGAUCCGAGAGUAAGACAAAAGAAAGAACACAGAUGAAACUGGAGACAUUCAAAACUGGUGGAAAAUUGGAUCCAAACAAACUCACACAAGGUCUCCCAGCUCUGAGUGGCGACCCUGACCUUGAGAACUUAGUGCAGCAGUGUAUGACGGAGGUGAUGGAGCAGUUAACGUCAGCGGAUGGUGCCAGGGUUGCCAGCCAGGCCCUGCUUCAUUUAGAGAAAGUGUCGCCCAUGCUUGUAUCCACUGCCUCUCUGCUGAUUGAUUGGUUGGAGCUGCUGGACCCUGAAAUCAUCCAGUCCAACCCAGACCUGCAGCAGCAGCUGAUAUUUGCCAAGAAGACCGUGAGCCAGCCGAGGGAGAGGGUGCCGGGGAGCCGGAAGGAGCCAUACUUGCUGGCGUUGCUGACCCACCAGUGUAACUGGGGCACCGUCAACAGGUGCAUCACCAGGAUCCUCAACAACACAGAGAAGAGCUUCAAUGCAACAUCAGUGUUGGACUUCCUCUGGGCGUGUAUCCACAUCCCUAAGAUCUGGCAGGGACGGGAGUGCAAGAAGAUGGACAGUUGUGAAGACAUUCUGAAUCCCACCAUCAGCCAGGUGAUAUGUGUGGUGGACUACAUCCUAGAAGAGGCUGAUGACUCCAGGAACACAACUGCAGGAGAGUCCUCCCAUCCAGCUGGUGCUCCGAGCCCAUCCUCGUCCACCCUGGAGACCCUCUGUCAGAGGAUGAGCCUGCUGAAGGCCUGCAUGGCCGACAAGGAUGUCCGACUGAGAGCUGUGGUGGAUCAUCUUCAGGGAAAGCAAGGCCGCAGCUGCCUGCAGACGAAGCUGCUGUACGAGCUGUACCUGCAGUAUCCCUACAUCCUGUCCUGGCUCACCGACAAGUCAUGCAUAGCUGCUGAACACGACACUCACGACAGCCCCAGUCAGCUGGAUGUCAUCUCCCACCGGCUGCUGAUGGCGCUCGGUCAUGCCGUCCACGGACACACCGCCGAGAACAGGAUGUAUGAUGCCAACCUCGGGUGCCGGAAGCUGGCGGCAGAGCACCCUCAACUCAUACUCCGUCAGCUGCCCAUGUUGGCGGCUCUGCUGCGGGGCAAGACUCAGUACAAGAUCGGGGAGAUGAAGCACCGCAACUUCCUCACACUCUUCUCCAACGCCCUCGGCCUCCUGGAACUACUACAGCCGCUGGUGUUCCGUGCCGAGUACACAUCGCUGCCCGAUAUACUGGAGACCUACUUCACCCUCAUACAGUCUCAUGGCAAAGAGCAGCGGCUGUUAGGCUCCAUCAUUGUCAAGUUUAUCACAUUUCUGAAUGGUUUUGUCAGCUACGAUCCUCAGCGUGCCAUGUCCCUCCUACAGAGAUAUGUCAUACUUCUUGGGGAUGUGUCGUGUGUCUAUCCCGACCUGUCAGAGCUCAAGUCCCUCCUCGCCGGCCUGGCCCUGCCCCGACAGAACAAGACAGAGGCAGACGCCACCAGCCAAGAUGACACCACGCCAAUUGGGUCGCCGAUACGGGCCGCCUGUUUCUGGUCAUCAGCUCACCUGGCCCCGAUUCACAAGAAACUCCAGAGACGCAGAUCGGUGGAAGAGCUUUUGGAUGUACUGCACGACCUCGAUGAGACCUCAAAGAGAAAGGUGGAAAUCCUUCAAAACUUUGAGAGUGAGCUCCGGCAGCUGAUGUUGGAGUCCAAUGACAAAUGCCGCAACCUUGCCUUCGCUCUCGUCAUGCGACAUCUCCGAACUGCCCCAUCACGGUCCAGUGAGUUUGUUGCCAUGUACCUGCAGUGCCUCAGCGACAGCAACCCCGACAUCAUCAAGACAGCACUCACCAACAUGACCGAGUUCACCGUCCUGUGUCAGGGUCAUGCCCAGGUAAUUCUUCAGAAGGUGUUCACCAUCGGCGUCACAACAUCAAUGGAGACAUCAUCCUACAUCAGCGAGACACUGCAGCUGCUGAACCUGGAGAAUGCCCAGACUUGAGAAGAUACAAGGGAGGCAGUGUACAGCUGAACUGUGCUGGCUUCAAGCGGGACCACAGCUGUUCUCGGUGUUAUAAUUCUGCUUGUGUCGACCUCACAAAAGGGCUACAGCUGUUCUCAGUGUAAUAAUUCUGCUUGUGUUGACCUCACAAAAGGGCUACAGCUGUUCUCAGUGUAAUAAUUCUGCUUGUGUCAAACUCACAAAAGGGCUACAGCUGUUCUCAGUGUAAUAAUUGUGCUUGUGUCAAACUCACAAAAGGGCUACAGCUGUUCCCAGUGUAAUACUUCUGCCUGUGUCUGCCUCACAAAAAGCCUACAGCUGUUCCACUGCAAAAUUCCACUUGUGUCGGUUUCACAAAAAGGCUGCAGCUGUUCCCAGUGUAAUACUUCUGCUUGUGUCGACCUCACAAAAUGGCUAUGGGUGAUAAAUCUGCCAAGAGUGAAGUACAUUCAUCACAGAGAUGUUUAAACAGCCAUGGCCAUCUGUUUCCCAACACAGAUCUGUUGUAUUGAAAACAAGACAGGAUAGGAUGAGCAGGCUUAUUGAAGCUGUUACAUGUCCUCCCACCAUGUAGCAGUGGUUGUUAACGAGAGUCUUCACAUCAGUGAAUGUGUCCAUAUUUUGUACAUAUUACUCAUAUGAUUGAUUAAAAUGAUUCAUUAAGUA